AUGUCAAGCUGUUUUCAUGUGAUAGACACUGCAAGAAGAAAGGAAUUGGCCAUAGGUCAUAUCCCUUCCCAGUUUCCCCAUGACAGUUCUUUGAUUCUCAGUCUGAAAAUAAUAGCCUUUUUACCAGACCAUUUCCUACAUUACUUCUUUUUUUCCCUUUUUUCUCUUUCACUUUCUCUCUCUCUCUCUAUUUUAAUCUGUUCAUAUCUAUCUAUCUAUCUAUCUCUCACAGUCUGUUCAUAUCUAUCUAUCACAGUCUGCUCAUAUCUAUCUAUCUCAGUCUGCUCAUAUCUAUCUAUCUAUCUAUCUAUUUCUCACAGUCUGUUCAUAUCUAUCUAUCUAUUUAUCUAUCUAUCACAGUCUGUUCAUAUCUAUCUAUCUAUCUAUCUAUCUAUCACAGUCUGUUCAUAUCUAUCUAUCUAUCUAUCUAUCUCAGUCUGUUCAUAUCUAUCUAUCUAUCUAUCUAUCACAGUCUGUUCAUAUCUAUCUAUCUAUCUAUCUAUCACAGUCUGUUCAUAUCUAUCUAUCUAUCUAUCUAUCACAGUCUGUUCAUAUCUAUCUAUCUAUCUAUCUAUCACAGUCUGUUCAUAUCUAUCUAUCUAUCUAUCUAUCUAUCUAUCUAUCUAUCUAUCACAGUCUGUUCAUAUCUAUCUAUCUAUCUAUCUAUUUCUCACAGUCUGUUCAUAUCUAUCUAUCUAUCUAUCUAUCACAGUCUGUUCAUAUCUAUCUAUCUAUCUAUCUAUCUAUCUAUCUAUCUAUCACAGUCUGUUGUUCAGAAUCUAUCUAUCUAUCUAUCUAUUUCUCACAGUCUGUUCAUAUCUAUCUAUCUAUUUCUCACAGUCUGUUCAUAUCUAUCUAUCUAUCUAUCUCUCACAGUCUGUUCAUUAUCUAUCUAUCUAUCUAUCUAUCUAUCUCUCACAGUCUGUUCAUUAUCUAUCUAUCUAUCUAUCUAUCUAUCUCUCACAGUCUGUUCAUAUCUAUCUAUCUAUCUAUCUCUCACAGUCUGUUCAUAUCUAUCUAUCUAUCUAUCUAUCUAUCUAUCUAUCUAUCUAUCUAUCUCUCACAUUCACUUUGCUUUUUCUUUUGCUCUUUCUCUUCUCUAUUGUCUUCUUUUUUUUAUCUUCUCUCUUUUUUGUUCUCGGCCUCAUCUUUCUCUUAUUCUCUCUCUCUCUCUCUCUCUCUCUCUCUCUCUCUCUUCCUUCCAUUUUUCUCUUUUUUUAUCUCCCUCUUCUCUCUCAUUUUCUUUCUUCUUCUCCAUUCUUCUCACUAAUCUCUCUCUCACAGAGAUGA
Molecule: messenger RNA, 1290 nt
Organism: Acanthosepion pharaonis
Lineage: Eukaryota; Metazoa; Mollusca; Cephalopoda; Sepiida; Sepiidae
Source: the annotation of a GenBank genome assembly